UGCUUCCAGUCAUCAUGGGCUACAAAUAAAGAUAUAAACAUAAUAAAGAUAUUAUCUGAAGACAUUUGAAAAUUUACCAGUCAUUUUCUGUUAAAUAAUCUUUACUUUUAGGCUACUUUGUUAUUUUUUCAAGUACUUUAUACACAACUGCUGAAGCCUCACACAAACAGUUGCUGUGUGAAAACUACGAGUCCGCUCUUACAAGAGCAGCAAAAGACAGUAAUGAAAUUAUUAUGGUGCUACCAUGUUUUAUGACAAGUUACAUUCGGUUUUGAAGAUAAUAUUUUGAGUCAAAAUGUAACUGUAGUUAGAGUAACGACAGAGGACAGUGUAUGGAGGAUGACUCGCUGUGGGCGACCCUCGAAAAGGGAAUAGCCAAAAGAAGAARAAAGUUUCAAAACCAUUACACAAAUUUUACACAUAAAAUCCCAAAGUACUUGUAUGAAACGCACACCUGCCUGUAUAAUUACCAGUCUGUGAAUGCAUGGUUGUUUCUACGUAUAUAUUAAAAAUAACACUCAGAUGUGCCCACAGAUACACAGUGGUGUAAUACGAACCAUUUAUUACAUCUUCACACUUAUUAGUAGCACUAAAGAGGCACUUCUGGAAGAGGCACAGCUGUUCUGCCUCUGAUUAAAGCCUGCUUGUGUUCUGCUGUUAGUUCAACAAUCAAAGCAUUAUCCGGCUCCACUGGAAACCAAAUGUUUAUUUCUGUCAAGGUGAUGCACCUGCUCACAGCAGCCCCGCCCCCCAACUCCCCCCCAUCCUGGACUACACUACCCAGAACCCACCGCGCGCCGCUCGCUCUCCGCUGCGCCAGUCCGCCCCGCUGACUCGCAGAACCAGUUGGUUCGGCCCAGCUUCUUCUUUCCUGCCUCCUCACGGUGUGCUGCUGCCGCCGCCUCUGUUGUUGUUGCCUGGUGUCAACCUACGCCGACGACAGAAGAAGACGUAUCUCUCCCUCUGUUGAAGCGAGGUGGGGGGGCCUUUCGCUUUCCUCCUCGCCGGUGGCACCGCUGGCAACUCCUCGCCUCGCCUUGCCCGCCCGCCUGCCUCUCUCCCCGGCUCGAGUUGAGCAGCAACAGCUCGGAAACAUCUGGUCGCCGCAGAGAGUGCUACAACACUCCCCGUCCCCCCUGCGCCUGCUCGCCUUGGCAGCCUGUUAUGGAAAUUACUACAAAGUAGUUUGGGCUCCGAAAGGGGAAAAAAAGAGGGGGAAUAUUUGACGGAGGAAGUCGCCGGACCUUGUUGUCUGUUAUGAGGACRGCAGGAUGGAGUUCCCAGACCACAGCAGACAUUUACUCCAGUGUCUGAGCGAGCAGCGGCACCAGGGCUUCCUGUGUGACUCCACGGUGCUGGUGGGCGAUGCUCAGUUCCGCGCCCACCGGGCCGUGUUGGCCUCCUGCAGCAUGUACUUUCACCUCUUCUACAAGGACCAGUUGGACAAGAGAGACGUGGUGCACCUCAACAGUGACAUUGUGACGGCGCCGGCCUUCUCCCUGCUACUGGAGUUCAUGUACGAGGGCAAGCUGCAGUUCCAGGACCUUCCCGUAGAGGAUGUGCUAGCGGCGGCGAGCUAUCUGCACAUGUAUGACAUUGUCAAGGUGUGCAAGAAGCGUUUAAAGCAGAAGGCCACAACGGAGGCAGACAGCACGCGCAGAGAGGACGACGGCGGGUCCAGCUGCUCUGACAAGGCCGACAGUCUAUCAGAAGGAUCCACGGGUCGGCCUGCCUCUGCCGACCUGCUUCACAGCGAUGAAGAAGAGGAGGGCAAGGCUGAGGGAGGUCCACUGUGGCUGAGGCUGCCGUCCGCGGACAGACCCGUGACCCCAGGCGUGGCCAAAACCAGCCCAGGGCACGGCGAGCCUGAAAUUCAGGCAGGCGAGGGCCUCGGGGAGGGAGCAAAGGUGCUUUCCCCGGCCGGCAGCCCCAGCAGCUCCACUGGAUCCCUCUCCCAGAGGUCCCACCGCUCUGUGAGUUCUCGUGGAGGGCACAGAGGUAGGAGGGUGUCCAACGACGCAGCUGACUGCGUCCUGGAUCUGUCAGUGAAGCCGAUUGCCGGAAGCAACCACACCAACCACCAUCAGUCAUUUUUCAGUGGGGCAGCAACGCCGGACAGCCUGCAGAACCCCUUGGCUGUGAGGGUGAAGGUGGAGAGGGGUGUAAAUUCAGACGAGGAGGAGGAUUUGGGGGGUGGGGACUAUGACAUGGAGCACAGCGGCCUCACUAAAACCCCAGUCCCCAGCACUAACGGAGGCCUGAGCCACCACGGGGUUGGUGGGCCUCUGUCGGCCCAGCGAAGGCUCGGGCUGGAGGCGCACCUGUCUGCCCUGCGAGAAGCGUCUCUGGCCUCCGAGCUGGAGCGGGACGAGAAGCCUCCAGCCUCGGCGGACGACGAGGACAUACUGGGAGGAGAGAACGAGCGCGCCCAGGCCGAGGUGGCCAGCAUGGAUACCUCGCUACUGCCUUACGUCUCCAACAUGCUGUCGGCGCAGCACACCCAGAUAUUCAUGUGUCCGCUGUGCAACAAGGUGUUCCCCUCCCCGCACAUCCUCCAGCUCCACCUCAGCUCCCACUUCAGGGAGCAGGAGGGCAUCCGCUCCAAGCCCGCCGGAGACGUCAACGUGCCCACCUGCACCAUCUGCAGCAAAACCUUCUCCUGCAUGUACACUCUGAAGCGCCAYGAGCGGACUCACUCCGGCGAAAAGCCCUACACCUGCACCACCUGUGGCAAGAGCUUCCAGUACUCUCACAACCUCAGCCGCCACGCAGUGGUGCACACGCGGGAGAAGCCGCACGCUUGCAAGUGGUGCGAGAGGCGCUUCACGCAAUCCGGGGACCUCUACCGACACAUCCGCAAGUUCCACUGCGAACUGGUCAACUCGCUGUCAGUCAAGAGUGAACCGCUGGCGCUGCCCAAUGUCAGGGACUGGGCGAUUGAGGACAGCUCCCAGGAACUGUGGAAGUAGAAACAGACUGAUGAUGAAGGGAAGGAGAUGGAGGGUAAAAAAAGAAUAAAAGAGAAGGGCAGAGAUGUUUGAGGAGGUGAAAGGCAGGUGGAAGAGUUUGUUAGUUGGGGUUUAAGUGAAUCUUGUUCUUAUUUGUUGCAACAUCUCAUUCAACUGCACUUUAAUAGCACAUGAAAAUGUUACUACUGAGUUAUUUUGUUGGUAUUUGGGAUAUUAAUUUUUUAAUGUAUUUUAUUCUGAACUCCUAUAAUUUGGCAUUAGUUCUCCUCUGUUUGUGGUUUUUAUUUUGUGUCUGAGGACAUGGGGUUCCCAACGAGAAUGUCUCUGCUUUUUUUUUUUUAAUCGUCUUCACCCUGUUUAUGUUUGACCCCAGAAACAACACUCCGCCGCCAGCCAGCGUAUCAGUCCCCGGGCCACAGACAGCAUGCACCACUGCAGGAGUUCAGGUCGAACACACUGAAGUGAAAAAAGCGUUAAUAUACACUAAACGGGUACUGAGAUCCCCACGAACUGAACACGUGUGAUUCUGCACUACUCUGGCAAAAAUUUCACCUGACGUGUGUGUGUGUGUGUGUGUGUGUGUAUGAGUGUUAUUUUUUUAUUUUUUUUAUUUUCUACUUGCAUGAAGGUGUUGUUGGCGAGGCGCUCCCCACUUCUGUUAAGCUCUUUGGUGGUGUGUGUUCAGGGGAAAGCUGACUGACAAGCAAACUGAAGGCACUCAUUCAAUGCACAGCCUCCUUUUUUCACUUCCAAUCAAUCUGAAGUAUUUUCUAAAAAAGUGAGAAGACCUUUACAAAUUAUUAUUAUUAUUAUUAUUAUUAAUAGAUUUUUUUUCCCUUAAAUCUAGCUGGCAGUCUUUAAAACAUUUCUUGUUGUAAAGGUAUUUAAUUUAAGGUUGUUGUAUAUUGUUCUGUUAUAGUUUUAAGACUUUAUUCAUUACAUUUUUUAACUUAAUGAUUAAUAUUAUUAUUAUUAUUUUGUUACUUUAUUUUGUAAUGGGACCUGCUGUUGUUGCAUGACGUCCAAACCUGUAUAUUUUAAACUGAAAAUGUGAAUUUGCUGUAUUACUGUACACAUUGUAAUUGAUCAAAUAUCUGAUGACGGGCUUUUCCUUUUUUUCUUCUCCUUUUCUUUUUUGUUAAAUUUUUUGUGAAUACUACUCCAGGGUGCGGUCUGUUGAAAAGAUGAAUACUAUUCUCAUGACUAUGGGGAAGAAAAAAUGCAUGAACAUUUGAUUUCAUCUUAAACCUUUUAAGUUGUUUCUGCAUUGAAGAGGGGGGGAUUGUUUGAACAGCAAACUCCUGACAAUGAAGGGUUGUUUUCUACUCUCGCUCAGCUCCCGGAGGGACGUUACAGAACGCGUUUCUGUCGGAUGUGAAAGCAAAACGAUGAAGCAUUUUAAGCCUGUGUCUUUAUGCACUGAUUUUUCUCUGCUGUGAGUGUGUGUGUGUGUGUGUGUUUUCGAGUGUGUGACUUGGUUAGUACCAGUAAAUUUAGCCUACUGAGGAUCUACAUCCACCCAGCACUUCGUCUUCUUGCUCCUCCUCAGGCGUUAAAUGUCCCCCCACCUCUUCCUCCUCACGUAGGCCCUACCUUUUUUCUGAACACAGUCAAGCCAUUUCUAAUUAUCUCUGCGGAUUCGGCCUCUUAUUUUUGGUCCAAUCGAGUGCAGUUUGUGUGGCCAGGCUGAGGCGAGAAGGCUGCAGGUGGAAACCUCAGCCUGAGCUCUCCUGCUGAAAGUUGAAAGGUCAGACGCGUCUGUCACCUCGUUGCUUCGCGUCGAGCCGAGGCUGAGGCGUCGCUCUGCUCAUUACACGACACCUGUGUGGGUUUUUGUAAAUAGAUAGGGGAGAAUUGGCCUAGCUGAAAGCACCUUUGCUGAAAAGAUGCCUUUUAUUAAUAAAAAAAAAAAAUUCUAAUGCUAAGUAGUAUUCAAUACUGUAAAGCAUUAAGAAAUGGUUCUUGAAAUUGUGUAAAUUCAUGGAAUUUAUUGACUUUAUCAGACAAAUAUUGUCUUAUUAUAUUUUGAUUAUAUAAUUGGAAAACCUUUUUUGUGUGUCUCUAUGUAAAUGUUGGGUUGAGGCUACAUCAGUUUGACAAUUUUGUGUUGAAUUUAAAAAAAAAGAAAAGAUGGUCAAGCGUUUAUACAAUCCCAGGAACAUUUGGCAGAGAUCCGGACGCUCCACAUUUCCUCCUCUCUCAGAUAUGUGUGUUUGCAUGCCCCGUCAUCUGGUAGCACCUGCAGGCUUUGCCAACGCAACAGUGUGGGUGACAUUGCAGCAGUUUGCACCACAUCUUCUCGUUUUGGUCUUGAAAUGUUAUUUCUUCACUGGCAGCGCCUCUGCAUAUGGGCUCCCUCCAUCCUGCUGUUGUUUUCAUCGCUACUGCUGUUUUAUUUAUUUAUUAUUAUUAUUUUAAAAUGUUCUGUUCUCAUGGUUGUGCUUGACCGCCUUAAACUGCUGUACUCCGGGUUUUCUAUUUUGGUUUUUUAUUUAAGAUGUUUUUGUUUUAAAGUGUGAGUGUCGGGUGGAGUUGUCCACCGUUCUGUGAAGUAAUCGCCCUGACAUGACAUCUCCAUCUUUUUUGCUGUGCUUACUUGAAGGGGGGAGACUUUUUUUGUAAAGCAAAGUUUGGGGUAAAAUUAAAAAAGAAGAAGAAAAAAGUCAUAGACAGUUUAUAGAAAGGGUUAAGGGGGGAGGGUGGUGCUUAAAAUGACUGAGUUUUUUUUUUUUUUUUUUGAAAAAGGACAAUCACUGUCUUAGGGGAAAAAUAAACAAGCAGAUUUUGAUUGAGAUCUAUUUGCUCCCUGUUGAGAUUACAAGUUUUAUUUUAAUUUUAAGUUCUUGUUUUCAGAUUUAGUCAUUUUUAGCUUUGACAAUCAUAGUUCGGUUGUUUGUUUUUUUUCUCUCAAGGGGAGUAAAUUCUAAUUGUAUUUAGUUUUGUAAUUUUUUGGUGUGCUGUUGUUGACAUUUUUAAAUUGUGUGCAAACUGCAAUAAAUUAUAAGAAUCUUGAAAUUCC
This is a messenger RNA of Austrofundulus limnaeus, 5988 nucleotides long. It is a transcript of the gene zbtb18, whose product is annotated as zinc finger and BTB domain containing 18. The coding region runs from base 1272 to 2969 and encodes 565 amino acids. Gene Ontology annotation, cellular component: nucleus. The transcript is spliced from 2 exons. The record is from RefSeq and is a predicted model, not a curated record. Gene Ontology annotation, molecular function: protein binding; DNA-binding transcription factor activity, RNA polymerase II-specific. Lineage: Eukaryota; Metazoa; Chordata; Actinopteri; Cyprinodontiformes; Rivulidae. Gene Ontology annotation, biological process: regulation of transcription by RNA polymerase II.